AUGAAGAGUGACGCUCCAUAUACCAAGCAUCGAUUCUAUCAACUUGUCAAAGUCUACCACCCCGACCGACACAACCAUGCUCCCAAUACCGACAACAUAACACACAAGACUCGCUUAGAACGGUAUCGCCUCAUUGUUGCUGCCAACGACCUCCUUAGCGAUCCCUCUAAACGUCAGCUCUAUGAUGUUCAUGGUGUAGGAUGGACUGGUGGUCGCCCUCAGACACUCAACGAAACUGUCCGCAAUGCUGAUCGUGCCUGGCGUCACAGAGCCGGAUCUGCAGCACAUAAUGCUACAUGGGAAGAUUGGGAACGAUGGUACGAUGCCCGUGAUGGCAGAGUCAAGGAUCCUUUAUACAUGUCUAAUGGCCUUUUUGCCACUCUUGUCGUUGCUAUGUGCAUGAUAGGCGCUUUUGCUCAGAUGAGUAGAGCAGAUCAGUACGGCGCCGAUCUUGUGGAAAUGAAGAACCAGUCCAACCUUGCCAUUGGGCAGCAGGUUGCCCGUCGUAAUACAAUUGCGGCGGGUAGGUCCAAGGAUGAAAGAGUUGAUAUGUUUUUGAAGGACAGAGAGAACUUGAAUUAUGCUUUCCAGCCUGGAAAGUACGACAACGAAGUGCCGCAGGUAUCUCAAGGCCAUGACCCUCGCCAUGAACAUAAUGGAAAGGCGUGA
Molecule: messenger RNA, 669 nt
Organism: Fusarium musae
Lineage: Eukaryota; Fungi; Ascomycota; Sordariomycetes; Hypocreales; Nectriaceae
Exons: 1
Coding region: 1-669 (222 amino acids)
Source: RefSeq, a predicted model, not a curated record